AUGAAAGCUAAUAAAUGGAUGCUCCAUACUUCAGAUUUUGAACUUGUGGAAGAAGAAGAAGAAGAAGAAGUUCUAAAUGCACGUGGAAUAAAAAGAAAAAAUCCUCCUGGACGACCAAAGAACCAAAAAGUCGGACGCCAUGGUCGAUAUUUAAGUGUGCUUGAAACAAAAAAUCGUGGUAUAUCAAAAUCAUCCACUAAAACAACAACAAAAAAAAGUUGUCAUUUCAGGUGUUUCUAG
Molecule: messenger RNA, 240 nt
Organism: Eruca vesicaria subsp. sativa (arugula)
Lineage: Eukaryota; Viridiplantae; Streptophyta; Magnoliopsida; Brassicales; Brassicaceae
Source: the annotation of a GenBank genome assembly